Molecule: messenger RNA, 7131 nt
Organism: Vespa crabro (European hornet)
Lineage: Eukaryota; Metazoa; Arthropoda; Insecta; Hymenoptera; Vespidae
Gene: nord
Exons: 11
Coding region: 3323-7111 (1262 amino acids)
Molecular function (GO): protein binding; DNA binding
Source: RefSeq, a predicted model, not a curated record
GGGACUCUUCGUCCCGUUCUCCACUUUCAGUGGCAAGUCCGAAGAGGCAGUCACAACGCGACUGCUCGAAGAGUCGGGCCGCCUGUCGAAAGGUGGACUACGCACGCCGUGUGUCGCGCAGGCCGCGCACGCACGAGUGUUAACGCACGGAUCACGCGCGCACGGGCUCACGCGUACGAGAGUUCCACGCGACGAGAGUUCGCAAAUGCUAACUCUAUUUACCGAGAAGGAGGCCCCCCCUGCUCGGCAGCGGGUCGCCUUUGAGCCACGGAUCGUUGGCGCGCGCUUUUUCGCCUAAAGUCCGCGCGGUUAUAAAGCGACGGUGCAGCAAAGCGCGCGCGCGCGCGCGCUCGCGUCUGCACGUGUGAUAUAGCGAGAGAAAAAACGUUUCAUCCAUGUAUGAGUUUUACCUUGUUCGUAUACCGAGGUCGUACGAUGAGAACCAGGAAAGAACAACGUUACGGUCCAUCUGACAGCUUCGAACGAUCCUUAUGUUUUCGAUCGUAUUGCUUCUCUUCUCCGCCUUGGCAUCCUCUUCCCAUCGAUCCGAUAUCCUUUCAUUCUUCUUACCGUUCACACUUAUUUCUAGUUCUUACUCGUUAUCCCUUUCCACAUCGACGCGUAUUACCAAGAUCGAUAACGCGUUAAACGCGAACGUCGCCGGUAUCGAUCAAUCGGAUUUCUUCGUUUAGUGCAUUGUGUGUAGUUGGAAGAAAAGGAUAAAGGAAGAAAAAAAGAAUAAGAGGAAAAAUAUAUACGGUGUGCGUCGAAAGAAACAACGGGAAAGGAAAGGAAAGCGAAACGAAGCGAAGCGAAGCGAAGAAGUGGGGGACGGGGAACGCAUCCCUCUGAACCGGAAAUAAAUUUAGAGUUGUGCGGGGUGACAUCGAAGAAUCAGCUGAUCGUUUCGGGCGCCGCGCGGUACCCAUCUUCCCAGCCUGCCCUCCACUCUCUCUCUCUCUCUCUCUCUCUCUCUCUCUCUCUCUCUCUCUCUAUCUCUCUCUCUCUCUAUCUAUCUAUCUAUCUAUCCAUCUAUCUAUCUAUCUCUUGGGCGCGCGCUCGCUCGCUCACUCGCUCACCAUCUCGCUCCCCUCUUUCCAUCCCUAGUCGCGCGUUCUCUCUCUCUCUCUCUCUCUCUCUCGCUCUCUCGUUUUCUCUGUUCCACCUGCACCCCCUGUACUAUAUCCCGAGAGAAAGCACGAGGAGAAAAGACGAACCACGCGGGUGGCCCACCGCGACGCUUUUGGUUUUCCCGCCAACGUGUCUCCCGAUAAUCUUGAUCAGUGUUUGAUAAUACGAUUGACAAACAAACGCGAGUUACGCCGAAAGAAGAGGUAAAGGAGUGCAAAAUGAUUUUCGGUGGAAAAAAUUCAUGGAGAGGAAGAAUCGAUAGUUCGUUCGAGAAUUGUUUCGAUCUUUAUGUGUUUACGCGUGUGUUUACAUCGAAUGCGAUAUGAUCCACGGAGUCACGCGCGAAGAAGAUCGAUCGGUGAUCUCUCGUUCUCUCUUCGUCUCUCUGCCUCGUACCUCUCUCUCUCUCUCUCUCUCUCUCUCUCUCUCUCCCCCUCUCACUGGUUCAAAUCGCGUACCAUCGGCCCUAACAUACGACACACGAUCGUUCGUCGAAUCACGCGGCAGUGCCUUAGAUCGUUUCUAUUAUCCUAGUCGAGGCGAUCGACAUUUCUUUCUCUUCUCCGAACAUCUUUGAGUUUGACCGCGAGAAAACAGACGUAAAGUACAAUAGAAUUUCGUUCGAAUGCAUUCGUAAGUCCGUAAGAGCGGAUUGUCCAGCUCGUGCCGCAACAACGUAGGAAAAAUCCUUCGAAUAUGGAAACUGUUAGAUCGAGAGGACAACAGAGGACGUUUGUGGGAAUUCAACGAUUACAGAAGAUAAAAUGCAAUUAAUAAUCCCAUAAGGAUUCGCAGUUAAACGUCGUUAAACGCGAACAGUGUCGAAAAGCAGUGUUCUUCCUUUGCGUAAAAAGAAAAAAACAACAAAAAAGCAAGUGUCUGUGGUAUCGUGUCGAAAUUGGAAAAGGAGUAAUCGGUUCGACUAAUGGUCGUUUAAACGGUUCCGUUAAGCAGACUUUGAAAAUUGAUUUGUUAAUCUGUCUACGGAGAAGAGCGUCUCCCGCGAUGAUCGGACCGGUAUACUUUUGUACGUUUUUUCUUUCUUUUUUUUUUUUUUUUUCUUGUGAAGAAAUCCAAUUGGAAAUAUCGAUCGUUUCUUUCGCGACGAAAGUCACAAUUUUAGGAAAAAAUUAAAACUAUCUAAAAAUCCGUCGAUACGGAAAGGUUUUUAACGCGUAAAGUACGAUAAAGAACGUUCGAAGAAACUCGCCAAACGAGAAAUCCACUGUACACUACUAAUCGACGAUACAUAUUUCUUUUAACGUCGAUCAAUUAUAGCUUUUACAUUGUCUCUCUAUGUUAUUUUUAAUUUUCUUGCCUCCUCGAUACCUCGCGUUAGAAGAAGCGCGUGUAUAUAAACAUGCCUAUAGAAAUACAUUGAUCGCAUUGAUUCUAUCACGCGUAUUUAUAUUUAUUCGUUCAUCCUGACAUAGGCGGAAAGAUCUUUCGCUGUUGUCCUUUGGAAGUUGUUUGAAAAAAUAAAGAAAAAAAAAAACAAAGUUAAAGGAACACCCACUUUCCCACGUAGAAGCGUUUACGCAUAUUGAAACGUUUCGUUAUCGCGAUUCCUAUUCGACGCGGUCCUCGUAAUAUCAAACUUCUUAUCAGAUGCGUCGCACGAAUCGCGAUAUCCUCUCUCGUUCACGAUCGCAGAUAAAGCAUGACGAUUCGUUGACGACGACUUUUCUAUUCGUACGCGUACUCUUGCGGCACGAGAUUUUAGGUAAAACAUUUAACAGUUUAUCGAAAUAUUAGAAAGCGUAAAUAUAUUAAGACCCGUAUGCUCGACGGUGUAACGCUUUUUCUCCCAUUUUCUUUCAUUUACUUCUUCUUCUUCUUCUUCUUCUUCUUCUUCUUCUUCUUCUUCUUCUUCUUCCUUUUCACUUUCGUCGUGCGCUACCCGACUACCUGAGAAUAUCCGAGAUUAAUGCGGCAAGAAUCGCAAGAAUAGUCGAAACGAAGAUACGUAUAAUUAUACUUGCCGGAGUCGGUGGCAGAACGUACCGCUAAACGCAGAAGGAGGAAGUAAAGAAGAAAACAAAUACGGGGUGCUCGUUUACGUGUAGUUCGCGGCCGCGGGGCGUACGUGGGUGCAUGGAAGAAGGAAACGAUCCUGUCAUCGGAAGGAACGAAGGAGAACGAGGCGGCGGGCCAGGGUGGCUCCGCUAACGGCAGGGAGGCCGUUGAGAAAAUGUCGAGCACCGCGGCGAGUCCCGAUGGGAUGGCUUUGCAGUCGCACUAUUCCCUUCGAUGGAAUAAUCAUCAAAAUCACAUAUUACAGUCCUUCGAGGCGCUUUUGCACGCGGAGAUACUCGUCGACGUGACGCUGGUUUGCGCCGAAACUAGUCUCAGGGCGCACAAGGUCGUUCUCAGUGCUUGCAGCCCCUUCUUCGAGAGAAUAUUUGCGGAACAUCCGUGCAAGCAUCCGGUGAUCGUACUGAAGGAUUUCCCCGGUCACGAAGUCGCGGCAUUAAUCGACUUUAUGUAUCGCGGGGAAGUGCGAGUCGGUCGAGAAGAAUUGGCAGGACUGAUGAGAGCGGCCGAGAGUCUGCAGGUCCGGGGACUGGCUUCGUCGGAACCGAGGCCGGCAUCACCGCCGGACACACCAGUGGCCGAUCUUCUUCUCGGCGAGCCAUCCACGCCCGAGGAAACUAGGCAGGAUACUCAGGAGGACGACGAUAAUGCGUCGGAGAUCGCAGCAGCAGCAGCCGCGGCAGCGGCCGCGACAGCGGCGGCGGCUGCGGCGGCGGCAGCACGGGCAUCGAUCAGAGAAACGAUCACGACGCCUAUAAGAACGAUCUUCCAUUCUUCGAGGGACCAUCGCGAUAGAUUACCGCACAUGGCUCAUCUGAGCUUUGGCAUACGGGAGCUAAGGGAAGCCUGCAGUUCCCCUCUUAUGCCGCGUCGGAAACAGGCAAGACCACGCCGAAGAUCCGGGGAAUUGGUACCGCAAGACUUGAGCAGGCCGCAUCCACCGCCGAGUCUGAGCCCACCGUUUUCCUCUUUGAAUCUGACCAAUAAUCAGCAACAGAGUCAACACCAUCCACAGGCAUCGUCGAAUGCUACGAAUCAGCUGCAGCAGCACCAGCACCAGCAGCAACAACAACAACAGGAGGAAAUGGCUGAGAAUUUGUCGAUAAAGAGAACAGUCUCGCCGAUAGCCCAAGAGCAGCAGCAGCAGCAGCAGCAACAGCAACAACAACAACAACAACAACAACAACAACAACAUCACAGCCAGCAGCUGCAUCAAGUGAAGACAGAAAGUAGCGAGGCAGCGAGUAGUCCGCGAGGGUCUCCCCUUACCGGUACGAGUCUUCUCCAUCUCGAUGGUUCACCCCAAGACAUCCCAUCGGCGGCAGCCGCUGCCGUUGUCAGUAUACCUGGUAUGUCGGCGUUGUCGUUGACACCGCCGCAUCAUCACAGCGAGUAUCUGACGAGUUUGGGUCAAUUGGCGGCCCAGUGGCUUCCUCAGAAUCACCCGCAAAGUCAGCUGCCACCGCCGCCAACGCAAACUCAUCAUUCGCGGGACGACAGUCCUCUUGGUUCCGCUAGAAACACGCACGCCUAUCAACAACAACAGCAGCAGCAGCAACAGCAACAACAACAACAAGAAUCAUCGCUGACGUCUAGACGUGGCUCGAUCGCGGCGAUGUUUCCCCUCGACAGCGUUGCGUCUUUGAGCGGUGGACUCUUUCCUCACGGUACCGCCAUCGAUAGGGGAUCCCUCUUAGCGGAUCUCCACGAAAGUUUUAAACCGGAACAGUUACACGGAUUGUUCGGACCGGCCACCUUGACGACUCAUCCUUCCGGUAAGAAGAAAAAGCAUAGAACCGACGGCGACGCACCGAGAAGAUGGUCGGAUCAAGGAGGACGUGGUCUGCCGGUUGGAAGACCAAAGGGUCAACACAGCGCACCCCGGGGCGGCCCACCGAGAUCUUGGACUAAUGCCGAACUUACCGAAGCGCUACAACACGUUUGGAACAAGAAGAUGACGACGUCUCAGGCAAGCCGAAUAUUCGGCAUACCAUACAACAGUUUGUUGAUGUACGUGCGCGGUAAAUACGGAAAGAGCUUGAAGUUGGAGCAAUUGAGAAGAGAUUGCACCGGCGCUACGACCGGCGACGUAGUCAUGAAUUCUUUAAACAACAAUGUCAAAGCCGUUCAACAACCACCGGCGCAGCUGAGCCAUCCUCUCGCCGGUCUUCCACCCCAUCCGGCCGACGACAGUGGCUUUCCUCAUCACUCGCUCCUCGUCGCGUCGCUUUGUGCGUCUUAUUGCACCGGAUGCGCCUUUUGCGAGAAAUUCUUUCAACCACAGCAACAGCAACAGCAGCAGCAGCAGCAGCAGCAGCAGCAGCAGCAGCAGGAGCAGGAGCAGGAACAAGAGGAGCAGUUCUACCAGACUCGCAGAACAGUAGGCAGUCCGAGACCCUUUGGCGCCGAGAGACCGACGCGCGCGCAAGAAUUCAACAGGACCGGCGUGUUGCACCCCGAGUACCAGAUACCUGCUACCCUUCGACCGGGCAAUGUGUCGCAGUUUUAUUAUCUGAACCCGCGAGAAGGUCCACCUCUCACCUUGCUCGUCAGUCCCUGCAGCGGUCCGAUAUCAUGGACGGUCAGUUACGUGGAGCCACCUGAAAAUGAUCGAGAACUGGAAGGAGCAAAAUAUCAGUCUCGAUGGCCGGUGAAGACACUAAAACCAGGAUCGCCUUUGUUUACGUACGAAGGAGCAGAGGAUCAGAACUUUACGAUAGCGCGAACGCGCGCUGGUUUAUAUUGGUUCGAAAUCAAAUCAUUGCGGGGUAAGAAAAUCGAAAAAUCAGAUCCGAGCACCGUACUCUUGUACGCAACGUCCAACGCCUUGAAUCAUCUGUCAGGAUUUUAUGCGAAUGAAAAGGAGAAUCGUCAGCGUUCCUUAAGAUUUCAACAGAGAAGAAGCAAACGUCGGCUAACCAUAUCUUGGAACAAAAGCCACGUAGAUCCGCACCUAUCCAACUAUUGUUUGGCCGUUACGUCGGGAACUCAAGCACAUCCUUCGACGCUUUGCGCCGCGCAAAACUUUCUCAUCGUUCAUUCGUAUACCGGCAAGGGAAGUUCCUCGAGCAACAGAGAGCAUCAAUAUCGGGGUGUCCCGGAAGGGGUUCAUUGCGUACGACAGACCAAGUUGACUCUUCACAGAAUGAAGUUCGACACUACGUACAACUUUACUCUAUAUGUGGUUAACAUGCGUAACAACGUUUCGAAUAAACUCGCCACCGAUGCCAUACGAUUUCGAAAAACGCCGGAGUUGAUGUUACAUACGGGACGUUACGCCACGGUGAGUUUGAGAAAAACCGAUGGUUUCGUCAAUUUCCGUUAUCGCCCAGCGGAAAACGCAUCGAGUGUCUUCCACAUUCUUCCUUGCGGCGGUGGAAUAGUCAAGGCCAAACUAAGUGCUCCAGGAAUACUGCGGGAAAAAGAAGUGGUGGGAUAUGCGUCUCUGCGAGUACCUCUACUGCCCACGGGGAAAGCUUAUAUUCUACGGAUAUCGGCUACACCGCAGGAAUUAGCGAGAGUCUCGGCAAUCAAAGUACUCGUUACGCAGGAAUCUUCGACGAUUUAUCCGCAGGUACCGUCGAGAAGUACGCCGCGCGAGUAUCGCUCAUUGAGAAGUUGCGACGAGGUGACAAUAGGUGUAGAGCCUGCCGGUGCCGCGAAAUAUUGCAUUCUCGUGAGAGAAUUGAAAGAUUCUACGUCAUUGGCCAGCUUUACUAGCGUACCCGAUCAGUGCGGUCUCCAUCGUCGUCGUCGAUCCGAGUAUACGUUCGAGGUCUGCGAAGAAAGAGGGAGCACGCCGAAAGACAGAGCCCUUCCGUUUACCCUCAAAAGAUUGCAACCCGGGAAGGCAUAUCUUUUGCAAAUCACGGCCCAGCUCAAAGGUCGAUCCUUGUCGUAUCCUCUGUUAGGGGUACGCACGAAACGUACCUGUCUGCGUCCAUGACAAUUCUAAUAGUCGUCUAC